AUGGUUAAUUCAAAAAACUUAAUCUUAGCUCAAGAAGAAGUAGGACGACUUGCGACAAUCACAUCCAACUCAUCGCAAUCGUCAAUUCAACCUUUGCGGCCCACUAAAGAUGAUGAUGUCAGUAUUUCCCAAAAAGAGAUCCCAUCACAGUACAUUGACAUUUCCAGUUCAACUCUAACUCCUGAGGAAAUAGAGCAAAGAGAUAACUCUUGGAAGUUCAAGAUCGAAAGGUUCUUUUGGGACGGGACUGGAAAACACCCCAAGGAGCAAAAAUAUCUAUUCAAAUUGGAUUUCUUUUUGUUGACUUCAUCAUGUUUGGGAUAUUUCAUCAAGAAUUUGAAUCAAUCUAAUGUCACAACCGCUUAUGUGAAUGGUAUGGAUGAAUAUUAUAACAUGAACAAUAACCAGUACAACUAUAUGGUUACAUUAUUCACAGUUGGAUACAUUAUUGGCCAAAUUCCGUCUAAUAUGAUCUUGCAUCGAAUUUCAGCUCGGUUUUAUCUUGGUGGAUUGGAAAUUCUUUGGCUGAUUUUGACAUUGUUGAUGAUUACUGUCCCACCAACCAAUAUCAAAGGAAUGUAUGCAUUGAGAUUUUUUAUUGGAUUAUUGGAAUCGGGCUAUUUCCCCGCUUUGGAGUACUUGUUGGGGUCAAAUUACGGCACUACUGAAUUACUGAAACGAUCAUCAUACUUUGCAGUUAGUUCGGGAUUGGCAGGGAUUAUUAGUCCUUUGUUACAAGAAGCUAUCAUUAAAAGGUUUACUCAUUCUAGUUUGCCACCUUUUAAAUGGAUGUUUGUGUUUGACGCAGUUAUUAGUUUCCCCAUUGGCAUAUAUACCAUGAUUGUUGAUCCCAAUACCCCACUGACUACUGAUGCAUUUUAUUUCACAGAUGAGGAUAAGUUAGUGGGGUUGGAAAGGAGAAGAUUGUUGGGAGCUGAAUUAAAUACGAGACAGCCGUUUACUUGGCAAAAGAUUAAGUCAUUCUUCAGCACCUGGCACAUUUACAUAUUCCCAUUCUUAUUCUUGUGCAAUAAUAAUAGUUGUGCUGCUCAUAAUCAACCGACAUUCCAGUCAUUUAUGAAGAAUUAUUUGCACAAACCAUCAAGUGUAUAUAACACAUGGCCUUCGGUAAUCAGUGCAAUAUCAAUAGGAUUGACACUAUGUUUUGCAUACACCAAUGACAUACUAGGUGGGAGAAAGAAUGUUUGGUUUGUCAAUGCAUUUUUCAUUUGUUUAAUCAUUGGAUGUGCAUUGCUUGCUUCAUGGAAUAUCCCUUUGGGAUUGCAUUGGUUUUCAUAUUUCUUGAUUGGCUUACCACCAAUGUGGGGGAUGCCAUUUAUCUUUUCUUGGAUCAACAGGUUACUCUAUGCUGACGAUAUGAAGAGGAAUUUUGUUGUUGUUGUUACAAAUACAGCUGCGUAUGUUACAGGUGCUUGGGUUCCUAUUCUUGUUUGGAAUACCAAUGAUAAACCUGAAUAUUUUAUUGGCUUUACCUACACAGCAGUGUUAUCUUCAGUGGGGUUAAUUUUGACAUUAGUGGUGCAUAUCUUGAGUAGUAGAGACGAAAGAAGGGCAAAAAGAGAAAAUGUUAUAGAGGGGGGGAGUAGUUCCUCAAUCGAGGAUUAUACAGAUAUAUAA
Messenger RNA from Lodderomyces orthopsilosis Co 90-125, 1638 nucleotides. RefSeq lists its product as uncharacterized. Bases 1 to 1638 code for a protein of 545 amino acids. Gene Ontology annotation, cellular component: membrane. Lineage: Eukaryota; Fungi; Ascomycota; Pichiomycetes; Serinales; Debaryomycetaceae. Gene Ontology annotation, biological process: transmembrane transport. The transcript has a single exon. The record is from RefSeq and is a predicted model, not a curated record. Gene Ontology annotation, molecular function: transmembrane transporter activity.